AUGAUCAUUCGAUUAUUACCAUGUUUUUCAUUGAUAAUUCUUUCAAUUAUUAAUCAUCAAUCAUUGGCUUUUAAUUAUAAAUAUUUUUAUGAUCUACAUAAUCCAGUCUAUCAGAAUGGUCAAGGUCAAUAUUAUUCAUUUUGUUCAUUUAAUUGGAAUCAAACUUGUGGUUAUCGUUCACAACCAAAUACAAUACCAUUUCAAAUAAUCGAUGAAUUUGAACAAUUAUCAUCAUUAGGUAUGAUGAUAUUGGAUAUAUCGAAAAUUGAUCGUCAUAGUGAUAAUGAUCAUGAUCAACCAAUCGGUGCAAGAAUAUCUGGACGUUAUUAUCCGGCAUAUAAUUUUACAAAAGGUUGUUUAAUGAUAAAAUCAUUAACAUAUGGACCGGCUAUUUCACAUUGGUUCUUAAGACAACGUGAUCGUAAUGAUCGUACAAUUUAUCAUUAUACAAAUAAAUGGCAAUCAAAAAUGGCUUUAACAAAUAUUGAUGAAUAUUGGCAAUUUUUAUCAUUACCAAUUGAUCUUAGUAAUGGUGCUGUACAAUUUUUCAUAGAUGUUCAUUCAUCCAUCUUAACCGAUAAAAAGAUGAUAAAAGUACCGGAAACUCCUUAUGGACAACCAUCAGAUUCGGAAUUAAUAUCGGGAAAAAUUGAUGAUAUUGAUGUUUAUAUACUUGGUCGUCAUGGUCGUCAACAUGAUAUUAGCCCAACAAAUGUUAAUUAUCGUGCAAAUCUUUGCACAUUAAAACAGUUAGGAUGUACUCAUAUUUUAACAACAUCAGCUUGUGGUUCAUUGAAACAAUCAAUCGCUCCGGGUCAUCUUGGAAUUAUGGAUCAAUAUAUUGAUCGUACAAAUGUUCGUGGUGGUCGAUCAUUUUAUAAAGUAGCACAUAUUCCACAACCACGUCCAUAUGAUCCAAAAUUACAGGAAAUUUUUUAUCAAAGUGCUUGCGAAGCUGGUUAUAAAUGUCAUCCAUCAUUAACAGCGGUUUGUAUUGAAGGACCAAGAUUUUCAACAUUAGCCGAAUCACGUUUAUAUCAAUCGUGGGGUGCUGAUUUAGUUGGUAUGACAAUGGUACCUGAAGUACAAUUAGCCAAUGAAUUAGGUUUGAUUUAUGCAACAAUUGCAUUGGUAACUGAUUAUGAUUGUUGGCAUCCAGAAGAAUUUGCCGUAUCGGUUGAUGUUGUCAACAAAACACUAGCAGAAGUUUCAAAAAAAGCAAAAGAUGUUUUAGUUCGUUCAAUCAAAAAAAUCAAACAAAUUGAUUGGACAAAAACUAUUGAACAUAAAGCAAUGAUUGCACGUAAUGCAAUUAUGGCUAAAUAAUUUGAAUUUUUCCAGAAAAGUUUCUUUUCUUUUUUUACUUCGCGAAAAUUAAAUAAAUAA
This is a messenger RNA of Dermatophagoides pteronyssinus (European house dust mite), 1386 nucleotides long. RefSeq names its product S-methyl-5'-thioadenosine phosphorylase-like. Gene Ontology annotation, biological process: nucleoside metabolic process. Gene Ontology annotation, molecular function: S-methyl-5-thioadenosine phosphorylase activity. The record is from RefSeq and is a predicted model, not a curated record. Lineage: Eukaryota; Metazoa; Arthropoda; Arachnida; Sarcoptiformes; Pyroglyphidae. Gene Ontology annotation, cellular component: cytosol.